AUGACAGACUAUAGUCUAGCUAUAAUCUUACAAAAAUUGAGUUCUCUCAAGAAUACCAUUCAAGAAAUUAAAGGAGAAGUAAAAGAUGUCAAAGGCAAAGUAGAAAAGCUCGAUGAGAAAGUAGAGAAACUGCGAACAGAAAAUGGUCAUAUAUUUGAAAUGAUAGCUAGAAAUGAGAUUGCUAAAAAACAUGGACAACAUUAUUCGGAAUGUUUCGUAGUCUUUGAUAUAAAUGGCCUUGUUAGGUUAUCCACACCAAAAGAAAAACUUUCGUCUGAAGAGUUGGAAUAUGAAAACCAGGCUUCUAUUUUGGAACAUAGAACGAAUAAAAUAGCAAACCACAUUUUUGUAAGUGAUGACUCGUAA
Rhizophagus irregularis DAOM 181602=DAOM 197198 is the source of this 366-nucleotide messenger RNA. RefSeq lists its product as uncharacterized. NCBI's taxonomy places the organism in Eukaryota, Fungi, Glomeromycota, Glomeromycetes, Glomerales, Glomeraceae. The record is from RefSeq and is a predicted model, not a curated record.